ACCACGAUGAGCCAGACUGUACAACCAGCUAUAGACGUGUUUCCAUCCGCGACGAUCUCGCCGGUUUCGCCGUACCUCUUCUCUGGCUUCUUGGAGCACCUCGGUCGCUGCAUCUACGGUGGCAUUCUCCCUGCGGGACCUACGAACUUCCCCCACACGCCACGCAACCCGUGCCCGAAGGACCAGUUCACGGAAACACCGAAGGAGCUGCUGACAAAAGACGGUUUCCGCAAGGACGUUAUUGAGCUGCUACGCGAUGAACUGCGAGUUCCGUUGGUGCGUUGGCCCGGAGGCAAUUACGUUAGCUCGUAUCACUGGGAGGAUGGUGUUGGGCCGAAGGAUCAGAGGAAGAGGCGGCCGGAGCUUGCUUGGGGAGGAGAGGAGAGCAAUCAGUUCGGGACAGACGAAUUCAUUGCGUGGUGUCGAGAAACGAAGAUCGAGCCUUACAUCAUCCUGAACAUGGGUACGGGUACGCUCGAGGAGGCCUUGCGAUGGAUCGAAUAUUGCAACGGUACCGGUGACACAUACCAUGCCAAUCUCCGUCGGAGGAACACCGGACGCGAUGAGCCGCACAAUGUGAAAUACUGGGGUCUUGGCAACGAAGUCUGGGGUGAAUGGCAGGUGGGCCAGCAGACCGCGGAAGCGUACGCGGAGAAAGCCCGGCAGUGGGCACACGCCAUCCGCCUCAUUGAUCCCACCAUCAAGCUCGUCGUAUGCGGACAAACCGGGCUAGAUCAGUGGGACUCGGUUGUCCUAGACGUUUUGGCAGAUAAGAUCGACUUGACUAGCUUGCACCUCUACACCGGCUUCGGCCCCCGCGACCGCACUCAGAAAGAGAAGGAGUACGGACGUGGCGUCUACGGUCCAGAUGCUGCGGAAUAUUCUAUUGAAAUUUGUCGGGGUCUGAUCAACAAGGCGAGGGUAGCUAAGAACGUUAGCAAACCUAUCAAGAUUGCCUUCGAUGAAUACGGCGUUUGGGAUGAAACUGUUGGCACACCCGAAAAUGGACUGGAGCAAUACUAUAACUUUGCCGAUGCACUUGCCAUGGCAUCGUGGCUCAACGUUUUCGUUCGGCAGUCCGACGUUGUCGAUAUCGCUUGCAUUGCCCAGAGCGUUAACGUCAUCUCACCAUUGAUCACCAGCGCUACUGGCUACUUCAAGCAGACUAUAUAUCACCCUCUCCACCUUUUCUCCAAGUACAUGCGCGAUGGCGUCGCUGUCAAAGUCCAAGUCGAUUCACCAGCCUUCGCGGGAGAGACCCUCCCGCAAUGGAUUUCCCCUAUCAAAGGACAACCCAAGGAUCUCGACGUAUCUGCCGUUCUCUCCUCGACCGAUGGCAAGAAGACGCUGAGCGUAGCAGUGGUCAACCGCAGCGAGUCUAAGAGCUACGAUGUCCCGCUCAGGAUCGCAUUUGAGACCGUCACGGACGUAGAGGUGCACGAAUUGUGGCACGAGAAUGUGCAGGCCAGGAAUGGGUGGGGCAAGGAGGAGGAGGUCAGUGUGAAAACGCGAAAGGCGAAGUGGGAGGGCAAGUGGACGUUCAGGGAGCACUCCUUCACGCUGCUUAUUCUGCAUUUGGCUUGAUGGCUUGAACGGACCUUAACC
Punctularia strigosozonata HHB-11173 SS5 is the source of this 1605-nucleotide messenger RNA. RefSeq names its product alpha-N-arabinofuranosidase. Lineage: Eukaryota; Fungi; Basidiomycota; Agaricomycetes; Corticiales; Punctulariaceae. Gene Ontology annotation, biological process: polysaccharide catabolic process; L-arabinose metabolic process. Gene Ontology annotation, molecular function: alpha-L-arabinofuranosidase activity. The record is from RefSeq and is a predicted model, not a curated record. The transcript is spliced from 8 exons. Bases 7 to 1584 code for a protein of 525 amino acids.